Molecule: messenger RNA, 1878 nt
Organism: Volvox carteri f. nagariensis
Lineage: Eukaryota; Viridiplantae; Chlorophyta; Chlorophyceae; Chlamydomonadales; Volvocaceae
Exons: 10
Coding region: 1-1878 (625 amino acids)
Source: RefSeq, a predicted model, not a curated record
AUGAAGCACCUACUGCGCCUGCAGCAUCCCAGCCUUCGUUGGAAACCGCAAACGGUAGCGGUGGCGGUAGCUCGAGCAAUCCUGCUGCGAUCAGCGCUCGUUGCCAAGCCCUGGCAGCUGCCACGAGCUCCUGAGGCGCCAGACCUGGCGGCUCUAGCAGGCUGGGCCACCGCCGGUGGCGGUGGCGGCGGCAGCGGCGGCAGCGGCAGCGGCGGCGGCGGCAGCGGCAGCGGCAGCAGUAACUACCCGGAGGUCCAGCAGGCACUCCUGGAGGCCUUUGCUGCAGCGCCGGAGAUCGGUUUCGCCAUUCCGUCAUCGAUCCGGACGCUGGCGGCGACCCCUGCUGGCAGCGGCGGCGGCGAGGAGGGCGAGGACAUUCGCGAUGACGAAUUGAGCGGCGUCCCGAGCAUUGAGGGUGUUGGAGUUGAUCCAGGUUUGAAUCCGGAUCCAGAUCCGGACUGUGUUCCGUGGUCCAAGGUGAAGAGCCGGGUGGUGGGGGAGUUGCAAGGUAGGAAGCAAGUCCUGGUGCUUGGCGGCGGCGGUGAUGACGACGAACACGAUGACGAUGACAAGGGUGCCGAUGGUGGCGGAGCGUACGGCAGAGGCGGCGGCGGACGUGAUGUUCGUGGGGAUAUGCAGCUUGGGGAGGAGGAGGAAGAGGAUGCGGAGGAAGCUCCGCCAGCGGAGGGGGAGCCGGGGUCUGAUGGGGAGGUUCCUCUGGGUUGCAGCAGCCCUGGGGGCUCUCAGGACUGCCGUCUGGCGGUGUCAGUAUUAGAGUGGCUGGCUCCCGAAGUUAUCACCUUCAGCCAGGGUAGGGUAGGGCAGGGGGCCCACUCCGCCAGCUCCGAGCCCCUGAUCAGCAGCGGACAGCUGCUGGGGCGCAGAGUGGCCUUCGCACUGCCGACGGAGUUUAGGUACAUGGAUGCCAGGGCGGGGGAGGAGGUGCUGCCGCCGGGUGUGUACCAGGGCCGCGUCACGGAGAGCCUCGGUCGGGGCUGUCAGGCCGACGUGUGUGGAGCCCACCAGGAGGCACAACAGGACGACGCAGAGGAGGAGGGGGAGGGAGGCUGCUCGGGGGCGGGGGAACAUGACUUCUUCUUCGUCAGGGUCAUGACGCAGCCUCAUCUGGGCAUACGAGGCCGAUUGGAACUCAAACUGGAUCUGUCAGCCGCCAACAGGGUAUCCUCCUUCCAAGAGCUGCGGAGGAAGGGCAAGGGACACACGCAUGGGGCUUGGGUAGGGGGCGGCGAGGGGGCACGGUGGGAGCGGGGACGGCCGCGGGAGGUCGCCAGCAGAGGGGCGCGGGCGGGAGGGGGCCGGGCAUGGCGGUGCAGAGGAGCUUUGGAGGCAGUGGAAGGUCGUGUGGCGGUAACAGCUGCGGGUUUGGGACAUGCGGUGCCGGGGGUGCUGGGACGAGCGGUACGGUGGUGGGUUUGGGGGCCCGAGGUCGCGGUGGUGGCCAGUCGGGAGCGGUUGCGGGGCGGCCCAGCAGCGACGGUGGCGGACGUGGGUCGAUCCGCGGCGGUGGCGGUGGCGGUGGCAGAGCCGCGGGGGCCCUGGUCGGCCCCAGACGUGGGGCUUAUAGGUGACGAAGGCGGUAAGAGGCAGCUAGUGUACGCUCUCGUGUAUGUAUUGUACGUGCGACAAAGCAGCCUCGGCACGCAGCCUGCCGUACAUCAAAUUUUCCUUGGAGACGGUCCGGUGUUAUGUACGGCCCUACGCGACUCUCAUGCGGCGGAUUAUAUCAACACCUACAACUGCCCAACCCGACAUUCUUGGCAAGGUCCAAAGUGUAGCGGGAGAGAAACAAAAGUGGUGUCACGAUUCGUCCCCAUCCUUAGCCCCCGCAAGGACUCGUGCGGAACUUGUAGCUUGUAA